GAAAUAUAUGUGCGGAUAAGAUGCAGGGUAACAUAGCCUUGGCUUUUCUAUAAAAACUACCAAAUGGAUAAACCUCAGGCUGCCUGAAUAGAUUCAUUUAACUAAAACUCACCUUCUGCUUCUGCCCGUGAAAGUGUGGCCUCCACCUUCUUCUUUCACUACUCGAGUCUGUGUGCUACUGUGUGUCUCUGUGUGUGAUCUUCUCCAAUCAGUUAAAAAGAGGAUAUGCAAGGAGGAAUCAGAUCCUUGGUGUCACAUGGAAGCCUUGUGAAACAAGCAGUCCUCCAACAUGUUCGUGUGAUGAAGGUGAACCCCCUUCAAUCACUUAUGUUGUCACGCCAUGAGUCAACUUCAGCUGCUCCUCGUAUGGAAGAACAUGGCUUUGAAAGCACCACCAUUUCUGAUAUCUUGAAAGGAAAAGGAAAAGGUGCUGAUGGCUCAUGGCUCUGGUGCACCACUGAUGAUUCUGUUUAUGAUGCUGUCAAAUCGAUGACACAACACAAUGUUGGUGCAUUGGUUGUGGUCAAACCUGGGGAACAAUCAUCCAUUGCUGGAAUUAUUACAGAAAGAGAUUAUCUGAGGAAAAUCAUUGUUCAGGGAAGAUCUUCAAAGUCAACUAAGGUCGGAGAUAUCAUGACUGAAGAGAACAAACUUAUCACAGUAACUCCAGAUACCAAAGUUCUGAAAGCAAUGCAGCUAAUGACAGAUAAUCGUAUCAGACACAUUCCUGUGAUUAGUGAGAAGGAGAUGCUGGGGAUGGUGUCGAUUGGGGAUGUGGUUCGUGCUGUGGUGAGUGAACACAGGGAGGAGCUCAACCGUCUGAAUGCAUUCAUACAGGGUGGCUACUAAAGAAAGAAAAUGCAUAUCAUCAUUUAUUUAUAAGAAGCUGCUGGAGUUGACCACAUCAGAUGGUUGCACCUUUUGUGUGUUUGUGCUUUAAUAACAUCUUAGGAGUCUGUAGAUAUUUUUAAAACGUUUUUUUUUAUGGUUCUUGUACUGUUAUCGACGAUGUUAUGUUGCUCGAUAGACUUGAUAAUAACAAAACUUUUUGAUGCUUCAA
Lactuca sativa (garden lettuce) is the source of this 1060-nucleotide messenger RNA. RefSeq names its product Cystathionine beta-synthase (CBS) family protein (gene CBSX3). Lineage: Eukaryota; Viridiplantae; Streptophyta; Magnoliopsida; Asterales; Asteraceae. The record is from RefSeq and is a predicted model, not a curated record.